GCCCAGUCAUAUAAAACUGCAAAGACUCUGCCAUCCCUUUCAAGCGGGGAUUCUACACAAGUUAAGGCAAGACUUGACAGUAAAAACCAGCAGUAAAAACCAGUAUAAAACCGGAGUAAACUCCACUUUGUAACUGGUGGGGAAAACUCACUGAAGAUUCAGCAUCAAGAUGGAUAGAAAACCAGCCAAAAAGUCUGUUAAACAACUAAAAGCGGAAAGGACAUCAGCAAAAAGAUCCUUCACCCGUCUAGCUAACAACAUAACCAGACAGCUUCAGGACAUGUCCGAGAAAGAGCUUGAGGAGAAUUUUAAUAAAAUUUCCCUAGAAGCUGAAAAAGUUAUGACUGCAAACGACGAGGUUGGUGCUGGACUUCUUGCAGAAACAGAAGAUGGACUGGAUGAAGAUGAACCUGAAUUGACCUCUGAUCAACAAGCAGACCUAGAUGAAGCGACAAAAGACUGUGAGGAAAGACUGAAGCAGGUCAAAACAUCCAUCCAAGAAACUUUGUGGAGGAUGUAUGGAAAAGCUGAACUAGGAACUGAAAUCCAAGUAGCAGAGGACCAAAGUACAUAUGCUACCACCAUAAAGCCCGAGGCGGGGAAGGCUGCAAAUGAUUUCAUCCUCAGUCACUUACAAAUGCUUUUGAAAUCUGCAAAGGAAGCAUAUUCUCGAUGGAGAAGAUGGAUCCCUCGUGAUGUUCAAGAGGAGCUUCAGAUACGAUUAAGAGACCUGGACCUCAUACUCCCAAAAUUGGUUUCACGAACUGCAGAAUUUAUUCAAAUGGAAUCAAAGGAUGAUGAAGGAAAAGAUGGUCAAAUGAUGAAUUUUCCAAAUCAACCUCUGCUAAUCAUCAGAUUAAAACCAACGUCUCUCCCCAAGUUCACAGGAAAUAAACGUGACUUCUGUCGAUGGAGGAAGGACUGGGAGGCACUGCAAAAACAAGGAGAACCAACAGGUUCAAAAGAAGUAAAGAAAGCACAACUACUUGAUAGCAUUAGUGAAAAACUGUCUAAGGACCUGCGUCUCAAUUCCUACAAUACAUCUGAUGAUAUUUUCCGUGUCCUUGAGAACCGGUUUGGGAACCGGACAGCCAUCAUCAUUGAAAUAGUUGAGGAGCUACAGAGAAUCCCCACAGUGAGAGGUCACCAACCAAGACGCAUCGUUGAGUUGAUCCAGGCUGUAGAGAAGGCACUUGAAGAUCUGAGUGACCUUGGGGACACUGGAGCAAUAAAAAACCCUCUUGUGACCAAAUCAAUAGAAACAAAACUUGUGGAAAGUUUGAAAAAGGAAUGGCUUGUUUAUGCAGCUGACAAAAAGAACUCUGUAGCAUCGGCAAAUCCAUUCGACAAUCUGUUGGCAUUUCUGAAAAAACAAGAGGACAUCUAUGAGCAACUAGAACAACUCGAACAAUUAAAGGAAGAGGAGCCAAGUAGAAAAGGAGUCAGGUCAGAACCAAGACUUGCCAGGACAAAGUCAGCUGCAUCGGAAGGCGACUCCGUUGGUUGCGUUGUUUGUGGAGAUCCAAAACAUAAACGAAGACUUUACUUCCGUAAGAAAUUCCAAACACUAACGCUAGCGCAGAAGAAGGAUGCUUUGAGGAAAACUGGAGCAUGCAUGAAAUGUAUGGAGGUUCAUGACAAAAGACAGUACUGCAAACCAACCUACUUGUGCCGAAAUCAAAGCUGUAAAGGUGAAGAAAAUCCUGAUCACCAUUAUUAUCUGUGUCCACAUGCUGAAAGGAGUAAUUCAACUCAAAGAAAAAACAGAUUUGUAGCAGAAGAAAGUGAUUCCAUGAGAAAGUAUGCUGAAGACCAGGAAGAAUUUCUCAGGAGGCUUUCACCUGAAUUAGCAGAACACUGUAAAAAUGUGUUUACUAAUGCUGUUACUAAAACUUGUGGAAUUCAGAAGGCUAAAAAAGACCAGUCUAAUCUCUUAAUGGGAAGUGGACUUGAAGAGGCACCAGUGCUCAUGAUGAUUCUGGAAGUGACCGCAAAUGAUGGGCAAAGGAUUGGAAUGCUGAUUGAUUUAGCCUCUGAUACCAAUUAUAUCACCCAUAAAGCGGCAAGAAAAUUAAACCUCUGCAGUGAGGAAAUUGCACUUGUGGUGCACGGAGUGGGCGGCAUGAAAAUCCAUGUUAAGACUAGAUGCUACCUCCUCAAAAUUCGUGUAAUGACCCAGAGAGGAGUAAUAAAGUCACACCAAUUGGUUUGUUAUGGACUUGAUGACAUUGCAACCAUUCACAAACAUGUUACAGCAGAGCAACUCCAACAAAUCUUCCCAGAUGUAUCUUUGGAGGAAUUAAAUCGACCAAAUGAAAUUAACUUGCUCAUCAGCCACAGGGAAGGGAAGUUGGCCCCUCAAAGGAAAAGAGUUGUGGGGGACCUUGUUUUGUGGGAUGGACCCUUGGGCAAGGCGGUCGGCGGGACCCAUCCAGAACUUUUUGAGGGGAUAACCAUGACUGCUUGUUACGGAAUGGACAUAUUGUUGUUGUUUAAGAAGUGCUACUGCCACCUAGUGGUAACUAAGCAGAAUGUUCCCUUUUUUUGUAGAGGAAGUGGUCUACAGGAAGUAGUGUGUUCUUUUAGCUGCUGAAGUGACAGGAUUUGUAAUCUGAUGACAAUCUUUGCAAUCCUGGUGUUAAAGUCCACAAUAUCGGCUUCAUCCUUUUACAGAAAAAGAGAGAAUUUAUUUUCAUCAUUAAAUCCUGCCAAACACAACAAGCGGCCUGUUUCUUGGAGGAGGAAGUGCUGGGAAUAAAGGAAUGUUAAGCUAGCUGUAUAACUGAAAUUGCGUUGCCUGCAACAAACUUUAGUGAGGACAGCAUACUGCUCAUAUGACAAAGACACACUUCGCAAGGUCAAUGAGGACA
Molecule: messenger RNA, 2870 nt
Organism: Nothobranchius furzeri (turquoise killifish)
Lineage: Eukaryota; Metazoa; Chordata; Actinopteri; Cyprinodontiformes; Nothobranchiidae
Source: RefSeq, a predicted model, not a curated record